AUGUAUCAUAAUGUCCGCACCCUUAUUUUCCUUUUUUGUGAAUUUUUAAAAUAUUAUAUACUCAUCAUUUAA
This is a messenger RNA of Spirodela intermedia, 72 nucleotides long. NCBI's taxonomy places the organism in Eukaryota, Viridiplantae, Streptophyta, Magnoliopsida, Alismatales, Araceae. The record is from the annotation of a GenBank genome assembly.